AAGCUUUUAAAAUAAUCAAAUAGAGAAAUUUGUAAAUUUUGGGUAAACUAUCAAUUUGCUUGUUUUUGUGGUUGGGUACAAAGAAACAAAAAAUUGUGUGAAAUUAUAAACCUACUGGCAUUUAUAGAAUGAAGAAGAAAAGAAAGAAGCAAUUUCCAUAGACCUUCCUUCUCUUUCUCUUUCUUCUUUUAUACUAAAAACAGUACAAAAAUAAAUAAAAUUAAAAAGGAGCUAUAAUCCAGACCAACAAGUGUCAAAGUUAGUUUUUAAUACAUGUGAUGUGACAACAAUUGAUUGGCCACAAAACAGCCCUAUAUAUAUAGUUGUAUGUGUUUGAUGGUCUAAUUUCAAUGCCAUUAGUUUGGUGGGGUGGUGAGUUUUCUAGUGAAAAUUCAUUCUUUUCUUUAGGCAUUAAAAUAGUACUUAUUAUAUUUAUAUAUAUAUAUACUACUGAUCCAUUUUCAGAAGCUGUAAAGGGAAGAGUUUGCUGAAAAUGUUGGCUGAAAAAGAGGAUUCAUAUCCAUGUGAUAAUAGCAUGAGACUUCCCAUAACCAUUUUCUUUAAGGAUGCCAGAUUAGUGUUUAAAUUAGAUAAACUUGCUGAGGAAAUAGCUUCAAUUGCAUUACCAGCAGCUCUGGCUUUGACAGCUGAUCCAAUUGCUUCUUUAGUGGACACAGCAUUCAUAGGCCAAAUUGGGUCAGUGGAGCUAGCUGCUGUAGGAGUUUCUAUUGCUUUGUUCAAUCAAGUAUCCCGAAUUGCGAUAUUCCCUCUUGUUAGUGUCACAACCUCUUUUGUUGCUGAAGAAGAUACCAUUGGAAGAGGGAAACCUCAAACUCAACCACAGGAGGAGACUGAGAAUCUUGAACAAGAACAACUCAUAACACAAAAUAAUCAUGGAAGCUUUGAUAUAGAGGCAGUUGACAAUGGAAAAAGGCAUAUUCCAUCAGCUUCAUCAGCUAUGGUUAUUGGUGGCAUCCUAGGCCUCAUUCAAGCCAUAUUCCUUAUAUCUGCAGCUAAACCAUUACUCAACUUCAUGGGAGUUGGUUCUGAUUCACCUAUGCUAAAGCCUGCAUUGAAGUACUUGACACUGAGGUCCCUUGGUGCUCCUGCAGUUCUUCUUUCUCUAGCAAUGCAAGGUGUAUUUCGUGGAUUUAAGGACACGAAAACACCCUUAUAUGCAAUUGUUGUUGGAGAUGCGACAAAUAUAAUCUUGGAUCCGAUUUUUAUCUUUGUUUUUCGCCUUGGUGUUGGCGGUGCAGCCAUUGCCCAUGUCAUUUCUCAGUACUUGAUUUCAAUCAUACUAUUGUCGAGAUUGAUGAGUAAAGUUGAUUUGUUACCUCCAAGUAUUAAACACCUUCAAUUUGGUAAAUUUCUCAGAAAUGGUUUUCUGCUAUUAAUGAGGGUGGUGGCUGUGACAUUCUGUGUAACUCUGGCUGCAUCAUUGGCUGCGCGCCAGGGUCCAACAUCCAUGGCUGCUUUUCAAAUCUGCCUUCAAGUUUGGCUGGCAACAUCUCUUCUUGCAGAUGGGCUAGCAGUAGCUGGGCAGGCAAUACUUGCAAGUUCAUUUGCAAACCAAGACUAUGACAAGGCAACUGCCACUGCAUCCAGAGUAUUGCAGUUGGGAUUGGCUCUGGGGUUGGUUCUUGCAAUAUUCCUUGGAGUGGGAAUGCCAUAUGGAGCCAAGUUAUUCACAACCGAUGUCAAUGUUCUCCAUCUCAUCGGCAUAGGCAUUCCGUUUGUUGCAGCUACUCAACCCAUCAAUGCAUUGGCUUUUGUUUUUGAUGGUGUCAACUUUGGAGCAUCUGAUUUUGCAUAUUCAGCUUACUCCAUGGUUAUGGUGGCUAUUCUCAGCAUCUUAUGUCUGUUUGUUCUUUCUUCCACAAAUGGUUUUAUUGGCAUAUGGGUUGCUUUGACUAUCUAUAUGAGUCUUAGAACAUUUGCUGGGUUUUGGAGGAUAGGGACAGGGACAGGACCUUGGAAAUUUUUACACUCCAGGAGCUAAUAUAUUUGUAUAUAAAUAAACAUAUACAUAUGUUUUUAUAGGAGUAGGAGUUGGAAGUUUUGAUUUUGUGGGUUUUUUUUUGGAGUUUUGCUUGAUAGUGGAAAAUUAUUACAUUUCUAUAUAUGCUUAUUUGUCUGUAUAUUUUAUUAACAAAUGUUAAUUUAUUACAUGGACAAUUAUGGUUGAGUAA
This is a messenger RNA of Cannabis sativa, 2192 nucleotides long. Its product is annotated as protein DETOXIFICATION 42. The transcript is spliced from 13 exons. Gene Ontology annotation, molecular function: xenobiotic transmembrane transporter activity; antiporter activity. Gene Ontology annotation, biological process: transmembrane transport. Bases 494 to 2002 code for a protein of 502 amino acids. Gene Ontology annotation, cellular component: membrane. Lineage: Eukaryota; Viridiplantae; Streptophyta; Magnoliopsida; Rosales; Cannabaceae. The record is from RefSeq and is a predicted model, not a curated record.